CAAUCAUUCUCAUUCACUGUUGCGUUCUGUUCAAAAUUCCCCCCUACGAAAAUUCUCGUCCACCAGAUUUGAGCAACACUUGUCCACCUCCUCCUUCUCCCAUGCCGAAAUUCCGUCGAAACCAUCCUCUCCCCCCAUCGGUCCUUUCUUCUAUUCUCGUCCCUUUCUGCCCUCUCUUCCUCCUCUGAUUUCUGUCAUUUCUCUCUCUGUGUGUGUAUUUGGGUCAUCAUCGCCGGCAGAGCUGAUGUUAAUGAUGUUGUCUGCCGGGUCGUUGCUUUGAAUCCCUCAUAAGCUUCGGCCCUUUCAGACUAUCCAUAGCUUUCCAAAGUCAAAUCUUAUGCCCCCUCUUAAUUGUUUUCUCAAAUUCUUCGCGUUUGAAUUUCUGGGUCAUCGGUCUUGAUCUUGAAAAAAAAAAAACAAGGUGUUUACUUCAUUAUUUUAAUCGAAAUAGAGCAGGACAAAUUUUUUUUGUUGGGCCACGAUUUGGACCCAAUAAAGGUAAAGUUUUUCCUAUCAAGGGAGAAUUUUUAUUGCUGUCUCGUUGGUGGGUCUGUCCCAACACUGCAUUUCUUUGAAUGAUAUUGAAGUCGUCGUCUCACUUUUGGUUAGUCAUUCAAACGGGUACCCCGGAUUCCUCUGGGUAUAAAGUUGCUUCCUUAUUUGAUCAGAAUCCCAUUGUCUACUCGACUCAUUUAUUUGGCUCUUGUUCACAUUAGGAUGAUCAUGACAAACCCAAAAUCUUGCUCUUCCAUCUCCCAGUGAAAGAGUCACUUCUGGGUUUUUUUCACCUGUCCCGGGAUUGAUUUCGGGGUACGUUUUCGAUAUUUUCCUGUCCCUUUGAAAAGCAGAAAUUGAAAAUGGAUUUGGAGAAACCUGUGAAUGUGAUUGAUGGGGUUAAGAGACUGGAGAAGCAGAGCAGUGAUUUGGCCAAGGGGAAGGGCAACUCCGGAAGCCUCAGCAGCAAGGACUUGUACGUUAGAGCUGAUAAGUUUGACAUCAAGAGCCUCGACAUUCAGCUCGAGAAGCACCUCAGUCGGGUUUGGUCCCGAAGCGUCGAGAACCAGAAGCCGACCGAGGAGUGGGAGAUUGAUCUUUCAAAGCUUAACUUGAGAUAUGCUGUUGCUACUGGAACGUAUGGAAUUGUCUACAGGGGAACCUACGGGGACCAAGAUGUUGCAGUGAAGUUGUUAGACUGGGGAGAGGAUGGUGUCACAACAGCUGCCGAAAGUGCUGCCUUACGGGCAUCAUUUCGGCAAGAAGUUGCUGUCUGGCACAAGCUUGACCACCCUAAUGUUACCAAAUUUAUUGGUGCUUCAAUGGGAACAUUGAAUCUCAAAGUUCCUGAGACAAAUUCACUCAGGGAUGCGCAUGGUAACAUUCCAGCAAGAGCUUGCUGUGUUGUUGUGGAAUUUGUUCCUGGUGGGAACCUGAAGAACUAUCUGUACAGAAAUAGGCGUAAGAAGCUUCCAUUCAAGACCGUUAUAAAGCUUGCUCUAGAUCUUGCCAGAGGUUUGAGCUAUCUACACUCGAAGAGGAUUGUUCAUCGGGAUGUGAAGGCAGAAAACAUGCUCUUAGAUACUAAACAAACCCUGAAAAUUGCUGAUUUCGGGGUGGCAAGAGUGGAAGCCCAGAACCCAAGGGACAUGACUGGUGAAACUGGGACCCUUGGAUACAUGGCUCCUGAGGUUCUUGUUGGGAAGCCUUACAACAGAAGCUGUGACGUGUAUAGCUUUGGGAUAUGCUUGUGGGAAAUAUACUGCUGUGCUAUGCCGUACCCAGAUCUAAGUUUUGCUGAUGUGUCAUCUGCUGUUGUUCGACAGAACUUGCGGCCAGAGAUUCCCCGAUGCUGUCCCAGCUCCCUGGCCCAAGUCAUGCGCAAAUGCUGGGAUGCAAAACCGGAGAAACGGCCCGAGAUGGAAGAUGUGGUUAAGAUGUUGGAAGCCAUCGAUACUAGCAAAGGAGGCGGGAUGAUUCCUGAGGACCAGAUUUCUGGGUGCUUCUGCUUCGGCCCUGCUCGUGGCCCGUGAUAUUUGAAUGCGAGCCAGUUCGAGCCUUUACUCAGAAAGGAGUUGUCCUUUCCAUUUUAUCUUCUGAUUUGUUUAUGGAGAGGUUGUUAGGGAGGGAGUAUUGACUUAAAGAAUGUAUGACCUUGAUAUAUGAUUCAACUUUUUUUUUUAUAUGUAUUCUUACUUGCAAAGCUC
Punica granatum (pomegranate) is the source of this 2201-nucleotide messenger RNA. The record is from RefSeq and is a predicted model, not a curated record. NCBI's taxonomy places the organism in Eukaryota, Viridiplantae, Streptophyta, Magnoliopsida, Myrtales, Lythraceae.